Molecule: messenger RNA, 783 nt
Organism: Plasmodium malariae
Lineage: Eukaryota; Apicomplexa; Aconoidasida; Haemosporida; Plasmodiidae
Gene: RPL2
Product: 60S ribosomal protein L2, putative
Exons: 2
Coding region: 1-783 (260 amino acids)
Biological process (GO): cytoplasmic translation
Cellular component (GO): cytosolic large ribosomal subunit; ribosome
Molecular function (GO): RNA binding; structural constituent of ribosome
Source: RefSeq, a predicted model, not a curated record
AUGGGAAGAGUUAUAAGAGGUCAAAGAAAAGGUAGAGGAUCCAUCUUUCGAUCACACAACCAUCAUAGAAAGGGAGCGGCAAAAUUACGCCACUUAGAUUUUUGUGAGAAAAAGGGAUAUAUUAAAGGAUUGAUAAAAGAUAUUAUACAUGAUCCUGGUAGAGGUGCACCAUUAGCGAAAGUAAUAUUUAAAAGAACAGAGAAAUAUGGAAAAAAAGAAGAAUUAAUGGUAGCAACAGAAGGAAUGUUUACGGGUCAAUAUAUUUCAUGUGGAACAAAAGCUCCAUUAUCAGUAGGUAAUGUAUUACCAAUAGGAAAAAUGCCAGAAGGUACUCUAAUAUGUAAUUUAGAGCAUAGAACUGGUAAUAGGGGUACAUUAGUAAAAGCAUCUGGUUGUUAUGCAACAGUAGUUGGUCAAUCAGAAGAUGGUAAGAAAACGAAAGUUCGUUUACCAUCUGGUGCUAAAAAAACAAUUGAUGCUAGAGCAAGAGCAAUGGUUGGUGUAGUAGGAGGAGGAGGACGUAUUGAUAAACCUAUAUUAAAAGCAGGAGUAGCACAUCAUAAAUACAAAGUUAAAAGGAACUGCUGGCCAAAAGUUAGAGGUGUAGCUAUGAACCCUGUUGAUCACCCACAUGGUGGUGGUAACCAUCAACACAUAGGUCAUCCAUCCACUGUAUCAAGAAGUGCUCCUGCAGGACAAAAGGUUGGUUUGAUUGCUGCCAGAAGAACGGGAUUGUUAAGAGGUGCAAAGAAGACCAAGUUGGUCGGUAAAACGGAAGAUUAG